UUACGUGUACGUCUCUACAGACACUGACAUAACAACACGUGUAUGUGUACACACAACCACACAUACACAUACAUAAACGCGUGUACAUUCAUUAAAACACACACAUACGUAUAUACGUGUACACACACACAUAUAUAUAUAUAUAUAUAUCUCGUACUUGCGCACAUUACCUUAGUUCUGAUCAUGCAAACCACGUUCAGAGUGCGAAGCAGAGGUGCGGGCACCUACGAGUUCACUAAGGAUGUCACGGCUUGGUGUGCGAAGAGUGGUGUCAAAGUAGGGCUACUGACAUUGUUUGUACAGCAUACAAGCUGCAGUCUAUUAAUCUCAGAAAAUGCUGAUCCCGAGGUUCAGGUUGACAUGAAGAAUUUCAUGAGCCGGUUGGUUCCGCCAACAACAGAUCCGUCGAUGAAGUAUCUUACCCAUACAUACGAGGGUCCUGACGACAUGCCUGGCCAUAUAAAGAACGCGCUACUGCCCGUGAGUAUAUCAAUUCCAGUGACAAAUGGUCGGCCGUGUCUCGGGACGUGGCAAGGGAUCUUCCUGUUCGAGCACAGAGAUCAAUCGCAUGAACGGAAGAUUGUUGCGCACCUAGCCUAACGCCGGCCGAUUUACAGGCAACUCGCCAAACUAGUGCGAAGUUAAUACGAAUUUAGUGCGCAAUCGUCGGGGCAUAUCCGUUCAUAUGUAAAGUGUAGCAAGCAGCUGAGUGCUCCGAAUCAGAAUCGAAGCGCGUGAGCUGAGGGCUGUGGCAAAAUAGGCUGAGUGGCGGUGAGUCGGGAGUUUGUUGAAUUGUUCACCGUCGGAUGAAAACUUCAUAUGAAUGGCGGUAGUAGCGGAAGAGACACAAGUGUAGAGAGACGCAGUAGCACAUAAACCCAGACCAGGAUCACUUGUGCAUUGGGCCUGAUUCUGUGAUCAAAGUAUCGGGAUAUUCUCCGGUGAACUGGAGAAAUUCAUAUUCUUGCCCACUAUGGUACAAGGCUGUUGCCGACUCAUUGCUGAUCAUGUUAAAAGGUCCGUGCAAUAUCAGGUACCACUGCUCUACCGAGCUGUUUUGAUAUCCAAUCUUCAAAGCAUAAAUUGUAGCUGGACACAGCCUAAUAAACUCGAUGGAGGUCAACUUCUGGAUAAAGUUUAUCCGAAUAUAAACUUUAAAAACUAGCUGCGGUUAGUCUACGACGCCAAUCAGAGACUGCCAGCAAACGUACAUGAAGGUUCGCUUCAAUACAACGCACAUUUAUUAAAAGUGCAUCUUCACUUGUUUUAUCCUACGAAUGGGGGAUAGUUGUCUUGCCUCAUCUUUCGUUUACGAAGCAAUGUGUAGUAUUUAUAUAUAUCCGGGUUCUCUUCCUCUGA
This is a messenger RNA of Sphaeroforma arctica JP610, 1359 nucleotides long. RefSeq lists its product as hypothetical. The record is from RefSeq and is a predicted model, not a curated record. The transcript has 3 exons. Lineage: Eukaryota; Ichthyosporea; Ichthyophonida. Bases 43 to 600 code for a protein of 185 amino acids.